CAGAGAGGCUUGUCGAAUUAUACUUUUUGACGCUUCCGAUUAAAAUAAUACCGUAGUUAAUACCCUACGUCUCAUAAUACAGUCAAACAAAUACAAUUAAAUUGCGAAAUGCGGUGUGACAUGACCAAGCAUGAAACCUUGGUCUAUAUCCUAUAACGUUUUUAAAUGCUUAAAACGAUGAAAACACACAUUUUUGAAAGUGACUAACGUGUAUGAAAUAAUAAUCGUUCUUAAGUAAAUUGAGAAAAUCAACAAAUAGAACCUUUACUUACAAAUAUAUAUCAAACACACUAGUUUACAAACAAACCAUUUAAAUCUCAUACUUUUAUGUAAACACAAACAUAUAUAUAUAUAUAUAUAUAUAUAUAUUUGUUUUUUGUCAUCAAGGUAUAUAAAAAAAUUGUUAAUCAAACGUAUGUUAAUAACAAUUUUAAAGUUGACUAAACACAUAGCUAAAUUAGUUGGAGUUUUUUUGUUCUAAAAAAUUGGAGUUUUAUUCAUUUUGGAUGCAAGCAAAAGAGUUAAAUACAUUUUUUUGGGUUUUAUUAGUAAGUUAUUCAUGUAUUGUUUACUACAUUUUCCUUAAUUUAUUCCUAACAAAUGGAGAAUACGCACAUAUAUAAUCUCUAUGGUGCGCACGGCCCGAAGCUCUUCUAACGUACGCAUUAAUACCCGGCCGAAAGACGAUCACCACUCUCACAAGCAAAAAAUAUUUUCCCAGCGAUACGUUUUCAGUCUCCUCUCUGCUUUACUUUUAUUCGUUUUUCUUUAAUUCAUUUCUGAUUAAACACUAAACGUUUCAUCUUUUUCAAACCUAUUUGAAAAAAAAAAAUCCAAUGCCGGCGAAUCACCACCGUUUGAUCUUACUCUUCCUCCUAACUUUCGAAACAGCGCGGCGUUCAGCUUCCGGAGACCCAAACGACGAGGCGUGCCUCGCGAAUCUCCAUCAAAGCUUAGAAGAUCCGGCGAACAAUCUCCACAACUGGACAAAACCCUUCUUCUCCAACCCCUGCCCCGGCUUCGACUCCUACCUCCACGGCGUCACCUGCAACAACGGCAGAGUCUACAAACUCUCCCUAACCAACCUCUCCCUCCGCGGCUCCAUCUCCCCGUUCCUCUCCAACUGCACCAACCUCCAGUCCCUCGAUCUCUCCUCCAACCAGAUCUCCGGCGAGAUCCCGCCGGCGAUCCAGUCCUUAUCCAACCUCGCGGUCCUCAACCUCUCCUCCAACCGCCUCUCCGGCGAAAUCUCGCCGCAGCUCGCCCGGUGCUCGUUCCUCAACGUCAUCGAUCUCCACGGGAACGGACUCUCCGGCGUGAUCCCGCAGCAGCUCGGAACGCUCGCGAGGCUGUCGGCGUUCGACGUGUCGAAUAAUAAGUUGUCAGGUCAGAUUCCGGCGAACCUGGGGACGCGUAACGGAAACUCGCCGAGGUUCAAUUCGAGCUCGUUCGCCGGGAACGGGAAGCUGUAUGGGUAUCCGUUGGGGGAGAUGAAGAGCAAGGGGCUGUCGGUGAUGGCGAUCGUUGGGAUUGGGCUUGGGAGUGGAGUCGCGAGCUUGGUGGUUAGCUUCACGGGGGUGUGUAUAUGGUUGAAGGUCACGGAGAAGAAGAUGGAGGAAGAAGAAGGGAAGAUUAGUCACUCCAUGCCUGAUUACUAAUAAUCAUGUUAUUAUUAAUUGUGGUUUAAUUUCCUUUUAUUUAGUUUUUUUUUUUAAUCUUUUAAUUAACAAACAAAACGAAAGAUACUACAAAAUAGGGAAUUUAUAAUGCGAAUUUAAUGCUCUAAUCUUGUUCAUCUUUUGGAAUUACUGCUUGUAUUAGUUAACUUAUCUUAAAAGAAAUGUGAUUUGUAAUUAACAAAAAAAAAAG
Molecule: messenger RNA, 1869 nt
Organism: Brassica rapa (field mustard)
Lineage: Eukaryota; Viridiplantae; Streptophyta; Magnoliopsida; Brassicales; Brassicaceae
Product: receptor-like protein 57
Molecular function (GO): protein binding
Source: RefSeq, a predicted model, not a curated record